GGGCUAUUCAAUACGCACGCUACUUCUAGAUUGACUGGUUUUUUGGUAUAGGUUCAAAACCGAAUCGACCGUUUCAUUCAACGUGUGACAUUCCUGUUCCUUGUCAAUUUUCUCAUUCAACGCGAACUUUAUUGGGUAAUGAUUGGUGACUGAUGAGCACCUUUGAGUAAUCUUAUACAAAUGAACUUCAGGGUCAGCGAAGAGAUCGUUUGUACUGUGAUUGAUUCAAAGACAAACUGUCUAUGUGGUGAAUGUAUAAAGCGGAGUUCUUGUAACGGUAUUACUUUCCUCUUCCUGAAGAAUAAACUCUGGGUUGAGACUAUUUCCGAUGUUGAAUUGUUUGAAAGACUAAGGACCCUUAAUCCGCAGUUUGAAUUUCAAGGUGAUACACUUCGACAUACUGUUCAUGAUUGUGUUCGGUUUGGAGAAAUGAUGGUUGAUAUCCAGCCGUCUGAUGUAUGUAACGUUUGCUUCCAGUACAAUCUGGGAGAGUCUGUGAUAAAUUGGCGCAUCAGUGCUGUUGUUCCUGUUUCUUCGGUGCUUCAUUAUCACGUUGUUCUCCCGCUUUCAUUGGCAAUGGAAUCACUUUGCAGGAAACAAGAUUUACUCAAUAAUAAGUUGUCGGCGCUUGAUCGUUACACAAAUCGACUUCGUGAAACAUUGAUGCUUCCAAUGAAUCUAGAUACAAAAAAAGAGGAUGCAAAUCAGGAUUUUGAUUUGACAUAUGACUUUUCAGGGGGUUUAUUACCAUCAUCAGUCAGUCGGAACCUUUUCUGCGAGGCGUCUAAACAUCUAUUCACACCGGAAAUGGAGAAUGUUUCGUUGUCUGAGAUACAAAUGGUGCCUGGAUGUGAGUCAAAGGAAGAUCUAAGUACAAGUGAUUUGGAGGCUGAGACGAAACGAAGAAAUGAACUUCAUAAAAAGUUGGCAGGUCAACUUGUCAAGUCUAAGGGUAAAGAAGUGAAAAGACAUGGAAUACUUCGCAAAUAG
Messenger RNA from Heterobilharzia americana, 990 nucleotides. Lineage: Eukaryota; Metazoa; Platyhelminthes; Trematoda; Strigeidida; Schistosomatidae. The record is from the annotation of a GenBank genome assembly.